UCUCCGUCACCCUCCUCCUAUUCUUUGCUGCUCUCCAUCGCCCUCUCCCGUCUCCUCGGCCUUCGCUUCCUUCCUCACUCCCUCCGCCUCUCAUUCGCCGGCGGCGAACGAAGCUUCCGUCGCCGACCCAAACUUCUUUUCGGGCUCGAGUCCACUGUCGAGUACUCCAUUUCCUCCCUCGGCCGUGGCCUUCGAUUACCUGGAUACAGGGGAAGAAAGAGGAGGGUGGAGUCGCUCCACGUGGCGGUCGCCCGGUGCGGCGCCGUUACUGAGCUUCUCGACUCCUCUCACGUGCGUUCUGCUUUAGGAUCGGUGAAAAACCGCUGACGUGGUGUUGUCGUAGAGGGCUUUAUAUUAGGAACGCCCUUUAAUAGUAGUUUUAUUCGACUCAACCUCAAUCUCAAUCCCUCCGUCAUCAACUCUCCGUCCGUCCCCCGGCGGUUGAAGGCGGCUACCGGUGACCAUUGUCCUGCGAAUAGGAGGAAUCCCCCUGGUCCCGAAACCUAGGAAGAAAAGCCUAAGCGAAGAGAGAAAGAGCGAUGGCGAUUGCAAGAACGGGGGUUUUCGUGGACGAUUAUUUGGAGUAUUCGAGCACGUUGGCAGCGGAGCUGCAGCGGCUUCUCAACACGAUGAGAGAACUCGACGAAAGAGCCCAAGGUAUAAUCAGCCAGACAAAAGAGCAGACAAAGUACUGCUUAGGUAUGCCUUAUAGCUCAAAAAAGGUUGGCCAUGAAGAUGAAGAAGCUGUAUUUGAGAAGAUGAAGAAGGAGAUUGAAGCUAGCCAGGAAAGGGCAUUGAGCCUUUGUACUGAGAAAGUUUUGCUAGCACGACAAGCAUAUGAUCUGAUAGAGAGCCAUGUGAAGAGGCUUGAUGAGGACUUGAACCAGUUUGCAGAAGAUCUGAAGCAAGAAGGAAAAAUACCACCAGACGAGCCAGCAAUCCUUCCGCCACAACCUAUAGUCGCUAGGGAUGAAAAACGCAAGGGAGGUUAUAUAACACCUCAAUCAAAACGGUUGAAAGAAAAGGAUUGGGAGAGGGAGCGAGAUAUGGAUCUUGAGCUGAUGCCUCCUCCCGGCAGUCAUAAGAAAAAUAUUCCUGCAUCUGUUGAUGUAGAUCAACCCAUUGAUCCAAAUGAACCAACAUAUUGUAUCUGCCAUCAGGUGUCUUUUGGAGAUAUGAUCGCAUGUGACAAUGAGAAUUGUGAAGGAGGUGAAUGGUUCCACUAUUCAUGUGUUGGCCUCACCCCAGAGACUAGAUUUAAGGGCAAAUGGUUUUGCCCAACAUGCAGGAAUCAACAAUAGUGGUUUAAUGUAGCUUAAAUAGCUGCCUAGGUGCAAAGUACUGCCUUCCUGCAAUCAGCAUAGCCGUUGCAUAUGAGCAAUACUGCAGUUCCUUUCUGUUCUAAAUUUUAAGCAGGUUGGAACAUUUCUGUUGAUGUAUAUUACCUGAUAAAAAAAAAUGCCUUCUUGUGUAAUCACUUCUCUGAAUGACGAGUGCAUACGCCAGUCUCUGAAGGAGGGCUUGUGGUUCUUUUGCUGUCUACAAGAAUGCAGUGUAGAGUGGCUUCAGUUUCUUCUUCAGCUGUCUCCAAGAUGGGUCUCUAUGUGCUUAAUAAAUAAGCAUUAUGAUCAUGUUCAAUGGUGGUUGGGUGAUUGACUGAUAUUACAAGGAACAGUGUUAUAUCAGUUUUAGUCAGGAUGCCCAGGCUUAUGAUGAUUAUGUAUGCCUUUGAAGAGCUUCUUCAAUGUUUUUAAUUUAUCAAAAAAAUAAAAAAUAUUUCCCAACAA
Messenger RNA from Phoenix dactylifera (date palm), 1787 nucleotides. It is a transcript of the gene ING2, whose product is annotated as PHD finger protein-like protein. Gene Ontology annotation, cellular component: nucleus. The record is from RefSeq and is a predicted model, not a curated record. Lineage: Eukaryota; Viridiplantae; Streptophyta; Magnoliopsida; Arecales; Arecaceae.